Chiloscyllium plagiosum (whitespotted bambooshark) is the source of this 11424-nucleotide messenger RNA. Its product is annotated as protein PRRC2A-like. Gene Ontology annotation, biological process: cell differentiation. The record is from RefSeq and is a predicted model, not a curated record. NCBI's taxonomy places the organism in Eukaryota, Metazoa, Chordata, Chondrichthyes, Orectolobiformes, Hemiscylliidae.
GAGAGCGAGCGAGAGAAGGCCGGGUGGGCGGUAGGUAGGUCUGGGGCGAUUCGCAAUCCGUCUCCAUCGGGAGCCCGGCGUGGCGUAAUUUGUCUUUUCCCCUCGCUCUGUGGACAGCGUCGGCCCGGAAGAAGGAGCCCGGCAUGGUCGUCUCGGGGAGAGAGAGAGAAGUUGCCGUUGGAAGGGCAUUUUUUGCUGAAAUUGUGUAAAAAAAAAAGUGCAGUACACCUACUGGAUUUUGAAGGGGGGAGGGGUGUGUGUGUGGUUCAUGAAGGUGCUGUGCAAAUUCGUGCUAAAGCUGCCGCCUCCAACUAUCCAACCUUCAACUGGGGCGCACUGCCUGCAUUUCACUGGAUAAGAAGGAGGCACAUUUCAAGGGGUGCCUAAAGGAACCACCGUACUCAAUGACCUUCCAGCGAGAUGUCAGAUCGUUUGGGGCAAACUGCAAAGGGAAAGGAUGGAAAAACCAAGUACUCAUCACUCAACUUGUUUGAUACUUAUAAAGGAAAGUCCUUAGAAACCCAGAAACCCACAGUCACCGCACGUCAUGGAUUGCAGAGUCUCGGUAAAGUUGCCGCAGCACGGCGCAUGCCACCCCCUGCAAACCUACCAAGUUUAAAAGCGGAAAAUAAAGGCAAUGACCCCAAUAUUUCUUUAGUACCAAAAGACGGAACAGGAUGGGCAAGCAAGCAAGAAUCACAAGACCAAAAGAGUACCGAUGCAUCGACAGCUCAGCAGCCGGAAUCGCAGCUGCCGCCGGCUUCACAGACGUCUGGCUCCAGUCAGCCGAAACGUCCAGCAGCAGCAACAGCAGUGGUAGCAACUCCACAGGAGGCCACCCCUUCAGCACAAAGCGGAACAAAAUCCUGGGCACAGGCGAGUGUUACACAUGGUGCACAAGGAGAUGGUGGAAAGGGAUCAAACCAACAGUCGCCAUUCUCUCGCGAGGAAUUUCCAACCCUGCAAGCGGCUGGAGAUCAGGACAAAGUUGGCAGAGAAAGGGACAUUGCAGAUCAGUCGUAUGGGCCAGGACCAAGCCUCCGCCCUCAAAAUGUGACCAGCUGGAGGGAGGGUGGUGGGCGGAACUUGGGUGCUCCAGGUGGCUCUUUGAUCGAGGGGGAAACCAAAGAGCUAAGCCCAGAAGAAGCAGCAAGCUCUAUAGCAUCCUCAGCCGACCAGAAGGUGACUGUAAGGAUGGCCGAACAACCACCUAGACCAGGGGUCGGUGUACCACAGCAGGCAGUUCCCCAACCAUACCCUCCACCAUAUAGGGGGAUGAUGCCAGCUUUCAUGUAUUCCCCAUAUUGUGGUUUACCGUUUCCUACACCUUACGGGCCACAGGGACCAUACAGAUACCCACCACCCGAUGCCAGCAAAUUUCCUCGUGUACCAGGGCCUCGACUUCCUCCGCAUCCAACACGGAUGCCCGAAGCAGUGAAAAGACCCUCCAUCCUCAAACAGGACGACUUGAAAGAGUUUGAUGAGCUUGAAAAUGAGACUGAUGAUGGAUGGGCUGGAGCACAUGAGGAAAUAGACUACACUGAAAAACUAAAAUUCAGUGACGAUGAAGAUGACGAUGAUCCCGAAAAGGGGAAAUCUGAAAACUGGGAUGGGCAGACAAGUCGACCAGACCGGCAAGAGUUGCGCACCUCUGAGAACAAAAAAGAGCCCCCCUCAGAGGAGCACUUGUCUGUCAAAGCAGGUCGGGGUGAAGGUCUGACCUCUGCCCAGACUGAACUGGGGCCGCCUGGGUCCCAACCGCCCAGAGUUUCUGCAAGCUGGGGUCCUGCUGUGGAUCACCAGGGUCGAAGGACAGGCAUGUGCUCACCUCACGAGCAUCAGAUUGCUCCAGGUUCGUACAGCAUCUACAGGCAGGCCGCUUCCCCCAGCAUGCACCAGACUACAGUUCCCCAGGAAAAAGCUAAUCCUUCCCUAGCAAAUCAAAAGACUCCCGUGGGCGAAGACGAAGAUGAGGCCUGGCGUCAGCGGCGCAAGCAGUCAUCAACCGAGAUCUCUGCCGCUGUGGAGCGGGCACGGAAACGGCGUGAGGAAGAGGAGCGCCGCAUGCAGGAGGAGCGUCGAGCUGCCUGCGCAGAGAAGCUGAAGCGGCUUGAUGAGAAGUUUGGUGCCUCUGAGAAACGUCAGAAGUCCGAGCAGGAGAAAGAAGAGGCGUCAGAGGAAAAAGAGAAUGAAGAGCCUGUGGCGUCCAAUAAGCGGCAGCGAACAGCCAGCAGUGGCAGCUUCGAAAUGCCACAAGCUGAACCCCCACCUCCCCCUGAAAAGGAAACGGUUGAAGUGAAAGAGGAGGCAGGGGUGGUGAGGGUUGAGUCCAAGGUAGAAACAGUGGUACCAGGAAGACAACCUCAACCCUCCCAAGGCUAUUCCAAGUACCAGAAGUCAUUGCCGCCCAGGUUUCAAAGACAGCAGCAGGAGCAGCUUCUUAAACAGCAGCAGCAGUGGCAGCAGCAGCAACAACAUCAGCAACAGCACCAGUCUUCCCAGCAGGUCCCUCCCCAGCAACCACCACAGCCGCAGCCACUUGCUAUGGCCCCGUCAGCACCCAUGCACCCGCAGCAGCAGAAGCCCAUGUACCCAGGUUCCAUCGGCCGCCCACCACCACCUAUGCCCCCUAUGGGUUAUGACCCACGUUGGAUGAUGAUGCCUCCUUACAUGGAUCCUCGUAUGCUACAAGGCAGGCCCCCUAUCGACUACUUCCCAGCUGGUGUUCAUCCUUCAGGUUUAAUGGCACGUGAGCGUUCAGACAGCGGUGGUUCUGGAUCUGAACCCUUUGACCGACACCCUACAAGGGGUACGCCACCUAUUGACCCCAAGUUGGCCUGGGCUGGUGAUGUGUUCCCACCAGCAGAGAUACGGCCUUUGGCUUCGCCAAUACGACCACAUGAUGAAGAUGACAAAAGUUUGAGAAGUGAAACCCCACCAGUCCGACACCGAGACACCGGACCACCUCAGUCCUUUGUGAGUAGUCUUCAGGUUUCGGACAGUGGACCUCGACAUGUUCCCCAGAUGCAGCGGUAUACGCUGAUGGACCGCCUGGAUGAACAGAGACAGACCCCCUGGCAGAAUUCCCUGCCCAGUGUUCAGAUGGAGCUGGAACGGGAUAGGCGGGUGGAGAUGUCUUCACAACUUCAGCAUUCACAUCCGCAGCGCAAGGCAGAGCAGGAGUCUAUGCCCAUCCGCAGGGAGACCACACAACUACAACAUGAAGACAAAAAGAUGGAGCCGCUCAUGAUGCACGUGCCUCGGGAAUCUAGCCAACUUUCCAAUGUUGUAAAGAAGGCAGCACCCCACAUUCAGGCUGCAGAAGUUCUGCAGCACAAGGAAGACCACUCAGUCAAAGAGAACAAGCAAGAAGAGAACAAAAAAGGUGACAAACCCAACCGUCAGGAUAUGCACCGACCUCAGAGGAAGGAAUCUAAGACAGAAACCAGAUGGGGACCACGGCCCGGCAGUAAAAACCGUGAUGAGCCAAGUGAUAAACCUGCUCGGAGAGCUGGACCCAUCAAAAAACCAGUACUGAAGGACAUGAAGCGUGAAGACAGUGAGCAGGAGGUGGAGAAGGGCAAGCCUACGUCAGGAGAAAAGACUGUUGUUAAGGGGAAGGACAAGUCGCAGGAAUUCAAGCUUGAGGCUGAUUGUUCAAAACAGGACUCUUCUGCAAGUUUGAAAGCGAGCCAGCCUGUCCCUUCUGUGUCUGUCUCCAAUAAGCCUUCACAAGGCCCUCCUCUUUCAAACGUGCAGGAUGACCGAGGGAAAGCAAAGCCUUCUGGGAAGGAUCAGAGGCCUGAGAAAGCAAAAACGUCCAAACCACCUCAGAAGGACUUUAACAAUGGCCCUCCACCACCUCGGCGGAAUAGAGAUCGGGAUCAUUCGUUUGACCGUAGUUAUUCGGGGCGAGGCCGAGGCAGAGGACGCGGCGAAUUCUUCUCGCGGGGAAGGGGUUAUCGAGGAGCCUAUGGUGGCCGAGGAAGAGGAGGCAGAGGCCGCAGCAGGGAGUUCAGAGGCUAUAGGGAGCCCAUGUACCGAACAGAGGAGAGUGGCUCCAAGAGCUCGUUCAGGCCGCGGAACCCAAGUGAGACACGCAGCGAAGGCUCGGAGUAUGAGGAGAUUCCCAAGCGCCGCCGUCAGAGGGGCUCAGAGACCGGUAGUGAGACUCAUGAGAGUGCCAGCGAUGUGGCUCACUCCGACAAGGAAGUCUCCACCAGCUCCAAAGAGCCCGCCAAGGAGUUCCGAAACUCCGAUCAAGGCCGUGCAGACAAGAAGAACAGAGCAGAGCCACCGAAGCUUGCUGACAAGAUGCCUCCACGGCUGAGUGAUUCUUCACGUGGCAGGGUCUUCACUCCACGUGGUGUGCCAUCUCGGAGAGGUCGGGGAGGUAUGCCUCGCGGGGGUGGCGGCGGUGGUGGCCGCCCUCAGCAAGGGGGCUGGGGACCUUCUUCAAAGGUACCACCCCCCAAGAAGCAGCCCUCGAAGGAGCAGGUCAAAACACCAGAAAUCAGGCCUCUUGAUAUGCCCCCAGGUAAAGAGUCUGAGAAAAACCCCUCUGAGAAGCCGCCGCAGGUCGGUGAGUCAGCGGCACCUGAGGGCCAGCCUCACCGGUCAGAGAGGCCCCCGGAUAAACCACCGAGGCGGCGGCGUCAUGGGCGUUCUCAGCAGCAGGAUAAGCCUCCGCGGUUCCGCCGCCUGAAGCAGGAGCGGGAGGUGGCUGCCCGAAUGAACGGCGAAAGAAACCUCUUCCCUGAAUCCUUGCCGCCAAAUCCACCUCCCAACCCACAAACUGAGGAGAUCAAGGAGGUAGUGCGCAACGCUGCCGGCACCAAGUCCCCAGACUUGUCCAACCAGAACUCUGACCAGGCCAAUGAGGAAUGGGAGACGGCGUCUGAAAGCAGCGACUUCACUGAGAGGAGGGACAAGGAUGGCAUGUUUGUGAAAAAUGCCCCUGGAGGCAUCAAGUCAGUCGACCCCAAUGCUGCCCAGAAGAAGGAAUCGUCCAAGCGCAGCUUCUCCAGCCAGAGACCUGGGAUGGACCGACAGAAUCGGCGCUCGAACCCAGGAGAUUCAAGUGGCAAAGGCAACCGGAAUAGUGCUGGUUCUGUCAGGAAUGAGAAGCGCAACUGGCCUUCCCCAAAGAAUAGGAGGCCAGUGGAAGAUCGGACAACACUCGCUGCAGCUCUUCCUCAGAACGCGAGUGCAGUAUUCAGAGUAGACAGGAUCAUUCCCAGCGACUCUGCUGCCAUCCAGAAAGCCAUUGCAGAAGUAAACAACCGGCACAAGGAUUGCAAACUGGCGCCUGGCAAAAUAAAGGAGAAGAAUGAUAUGCUGACACAAUUUGAUCUGAACAAUUAUGCAAGUGUUGUGAUUAUUGAUGAUCACCCAGCAGUUUCUGCAGAUGAUGAGUCCAUAUCUCCCUUAAAUGACGGCUUCACCCGCGUCCUUUCAAAACGUCAGAAGAGGAUCCUGGACGAUGAGCGCCGCAAAAAGGAAGAGCAUCUGCUGCAGAAGGCUGUCAAAAUCUGCACAAUGGAUUCUCUGCAUCCCUCAUUAUCUGGCUUCCCCAAAAAGCAGUCUAAGAAGGUGACUCUUUCAAACUUAGAGUCUGAAGAGAGCUGCAAGGGUCAGACUAACACAGCUGAUCUGGGAACCCAGAUUUGGAAUACCACGCAUUCCGCAGCCUCCGGUCUGGAUACUUGGAUCAAACCUCUGAAUGUCUUUGCCGAGGCAGCUAGUGCUGAGGCCAGCCAGACUGACAGUGGGGUGGAUUUGAGCAGCGACUGUCAGGUCUCAUCGACCAGUUCCUCGCAGCGUAGUUCUCCAGCCAGCAGCCUGAAAACUGACACUGGGGAGCGUGUUGGUCUUAUUAACCGGAUCAGCACAAAGGUGGUUGAGAUUCGAUCAGCAGAAAACCAGCUCCUAGAACCCAAAGAGCAGAGACAGAGACCUGCUAGGACAGGAGCACUGAAAGAAAAUAAGUUUCAGGAGUCUGCCAGCGAACUGAGUAAAGAGCAUAAACCUGGACCAAUAGGAAAUGAACGUUCACUAAAAAAUAAAAAGGCAAGAGAAGGACAGCAGAAAGAGAGUCCUGAGACUGCUGCAAAGGCUGUUGGCUUUUCAAUAAACAGCAGACCAAAAUCCAAACCAGAUCCUGACUUGUUACUGGAGACUGAAGUCACUGUACCACCUAUCCAGUUUGGAGUUAGUGCAAAGGAUUCUGACUUCAGUCUAGCUGUGCCUACGAUUCAAAGGUCUGCAAGUUCACCACCCAACAAACUGCAGAAUGCUGCCAGCACUGAUGUGCCUUUAGCUGCCCCAGUGCCAGUCCCCACCAUUGAGACCCCACCACAGGACAAUGAGAUGUCUCCUGUAUCUCUCCCCAGCAAUGAGUUGACUCUUAAGAUGGAGUCUGCUCGAAAAGCAUGGGAAAAAUCUCCAGGUGUUACAGAAAAAGAUGUUGCUGCAAGUGUGACUAAUGCAGAUGUGCCUGAGAUGGCUGGCAACUACCAUUCCUUUGUUAACUCAAUACCUGUGGCCUCUGUGGCACCAUCUGCCCCACUGUCAGCACCAAGUGGUCAGAUUCCACCUUGCUACAUGGAAAGCCAUUUCUACGGUAGCCAACCUCGUGGGAUGCCUCCCUCUAUCUCCCAGCAUCAGGCAUUCCAGUCUGGACUUUCACGGGCAAUGCCAACCCAACAGAUAACACUUCCCCUUCACACUCCUCUUCAGGGCCAAGCCCAGGUUUCUACUCUUAGUAUCCGGCAAGGGACGCCAGUCUCCCAAACACAAGAUAUGUUCAGUUCCCUCCAGUCUUUCAGGUCCCAACAGUUGUAUCUCCAGCCUGGACUCUCUCCUCCCUCUGCAGCCAUGGUGCAAGGUUCAACACUGAUAUCUGGGGGCCCAGUAAAAGGCCAGUAUGUUGGUUUUUCAGCAGUGCAGGCUGCAGAGGUGGCCAAGGCUCAGCAAGGAUUGCCCUACCAGCACGCUGCUUGUACUCCUCCAAUGUCAGUAAUCUACAACACUCAGUUGGGCAACUCGCAGCUCAUUGACUCUCAGAUAAUACAGAUGAGACAAAGCAUGGCCCAGCCAUCGGAUUUCUAUUCUUCUCCACUGCAGCAGCCCAAUCAGAGCAACUACUUUGCUGCCACCCCAAUAUCCAGUGGCCCCCUCCACCAGAUGUUGGUUCCAAUGUUGGGCUCCCAGUUAUCUGUUCCUGGCUUUGGGUCUGUGCAGCAGCCUCUAGUCCAACUUCCGCAGUCUCUGCAUCAUUCGCAGGCACAAACCGUCCCUCCAGGGCCCCCCCGAAGAGUCAUUCAUUCGGGUUUUCACACUGCUGCACCCACUCUUGGAAGGGAGGUUAACCCCAUGGAUCCUAAGACAUUUCACUUGGAUAGGAAAAUGAAUCCAUCUCCAGAAGCACUUGGCUAUUCUGUCCCGUCACCUGCAAUGUUCAGGACUGGAUCAACAAGUCCAAGGGGAAAAUCUCCUGGACCAGCCCAGUGUGGAGUCAAUUCCUUACCAUGUUACAGAGGGAAUGUGUCACAGCAGGCAAAGCAGCGAGCAGAGGUGCUGCAAAGUACACAGAGGUUCUUUGAGCGAGUGACCCCCUGCAGCAACAAUAGUGAUGUUGGCUCGCUUCCUGCUGAGGAGCACCAGGAAGAAGAGAUCACCAUGCCACGCAAGGAUGAGAAAUCCUCGAGCAAGCCCAAGCCAGUGCGAACAGGGCCCAUCAAACCCCAGAGCAUUAAGCCACAGGAGGAGAAACUGUAACCAGUGGCCAGAGACUGCAGCCUCUCUAAACUGAAGAAAUCUACAUCUCUUAAGGGGCUUAAUUUGUCUGUCUCAAAAGGAAAAUGGCUUUUUUUUUCUUAAAGACAAAACAUUACUGAUUUCAGUGGACUACACGAGUUGUUUUGCAAAAACGUAAGAGAGCCAACUCCAGCAGCAAUAACUGGAUUGAGUGUGAAGCUGAACUGGCAGGAAGGAAUUGGGGAAGGAAGAGGCUAAUAAGUCCUUUUUUUUUUAAGAAAAGAGAAGUCUAGAUUUCUCUACCAUAAUGAAGCAUUCAUCUUAUUGGUAACUAGUAAGUCCUUGUAGAUCCACUUAAUAAAUGCCAAUCCCUUAUAAGGCAGCUGCUUUCUUUGUUGAGGGACAGAGCAUAUACUGACUAGAAUUGGUUUGAACACAAGGUGUUUAGAGUAAAAGGGCCAUGUGAUAAGUCAAACAUUUCAAAAUGACUACAGACAGAUCUGAUUGGGCUUCUGUCUUGUUGAUGUUACAAAAAGAACAGUUAUGAAUGUUUUUAAAUAGUGGUAGAUGGGUACAAAUGACAAUGUCCGUUACUGUUUUUACCCUGUGGCUGUUAAGACACAAGUUUGGUGGUGCUGAGCAACAUAAGACACUCCAGAUCAACAAAAUGUUCUAAAAAAUUUUUUUUUUCUUUCCCUAUCUAUGCUGCCCUUCCACCCACAUGCCCAGAUGCCAAUUUUACAAAGCCCUGAAAGUGGCUUUUUAAAUGAGUUUGUUGAGCAUUCCCUUCCCCUCUUGGUUGCUGUACGUGGACAGUAUUGCCAAACACAGAUGUUGUCACAUAGUUGAAUAUUAACUAGUUAUAGUUUUUCCCCUGUACACAGAGCUGCUCUUGAAGUGCUGCAGUAAUGUGGAUGGACAGGCAGUGAGGUGAAAUUGUGAUGCUGUUUUGUUUAAAUUAGUGAUUAUUGCUGCAAUGGAAUGAAGCAAGUUUAGAUUAAUAAUAAGGCAAGCUGAGGAAAAACUAAUAAACACAUUUGUUCCCCAAUAAUAUCGUAUGCUGUUAAGAUAUCCCUCCUUGUAGGCUGUGGUGCUAGUUUUGCAGCUGAGUAUGGUGGGACUAGAAUUCAACCACCCCCACCCCCACUUUCUGGUGCAUAACUACCAGGAGAAUGUGAAUUAGUUGCAGGUUCUGUGACCUGAGAGUGAGUGACAGCAAUUUCUGCUCUCCUGUCAAUGCUGAGGAGCAUCCUCUUGGUGAAUGUGGCCCCAUUCGGAAUCUUUAUCUGUGGAACAUCAAUGCUCAAAUCAGCAUUGGAAGCUACUGCAGGCAGUUAUACUGACCUGCAAUACCAUGGGUGUCUAGAUUUGGUGAGAGGGGAAUUUAAUAAAUCAUUCCAUCCAGCUGACUGUGUGAAAGACGUCCAAGUCCCAACCAGAAUCUGACAACGUCUCGACAAUCUGUUAAUUUCUGCCUAUAGUUUUCCUUGCUACUUUGUGAGGGCAAGGAAAGAAGGGUAGAGUCUUCUGACAUGUGAAAGAGAUUCUGGGUGAAACCUUUUUCCUUUGGAAUAAUUAGAGGGAAGACCAAGAGCAUUUGUGCAGAACAAAAUCCUCAGGAGAAAAUAUGCUGCUGUAGAGAGCCCUUGCCUGACCCAGUGACCACUGCAAGUAAAAGUAACACUUUGUCUUGAAAAUUCAACCCUCCAAGUGUCACAGGUUUCUUAUCAAAAAGAACUUUAUCAAGUUAGCCGAGUUAAUUGAGAAAAUCUAUAGCAGUUUUGACUUAAUGAGGAAUAGCUGAUAUAUUCUGCCAAAACAUUCUUUUAUAUCCAGUGCUUGGAUUCAAAUUGCAUCUUACUAUCGGAGGGGACAACUGGGUAGAUGAAUGUGAAUUGGUUAGAAAUGAUAUGGAAAAGUGGAUGGAAACUUUCUAUUCUUCAGCAGUAACUUGUGCCCUUGUAAGUUCUCAAUUCAGUAUAAUGGCAACUCUGGAGGCUAGGGUGGGAAGAGGAAUGUCUGGUAAGUAAAUGAUCUGCCGUAAUAAAAACCAAGGAAACUAGUAAUCCGAAAAGUAGGAGUAAGUCAUUAAUCUUCAGAUCUGCUUUAAGGAUGCAGUUUCAAACUGUGACACAGUUGUUUAACAUUUCAAAAUAAAUAGGCAGGAUUUUAUCUGACACUCAAACUGCAUACUAUGUUGCUGUGCAAUAUUGCUUGUUUUGUGCCCUGAGUGCACAGUCGUCGUCCCCCUCCCCCACAUUUACAGAUCCCCCACUGAACAAUAUUCCGACAGAAACAAGAGGGUGACUUGCUAUUUCUUUAGGAAUAGAGAGUGAACAUUCAGUGUAAGCUUUUAAAUUCUUGUGCUAUUGUGGAGGAAUUCUUAAGUUAUUUUUAGAUCACUGCCUGAAUCGGCCAGUACUUGGGAGGCCUGGAGAAUUUUUCACUUCCCAAUAUUUCAACCAGUGGCAAACCAGAUACAGAGGACUGCUGGUGAAAGGAAUUUUAGAUGAGCCUCCUUAUCAAUAGCAUGUUUCUUUGUCUGCUGUUCCCACGCUGAAAAACUAUUUUGAGGCCAGUGGCAAAACCAGCACAUCAAAUAUUCACUCCCAAGCAGCCCAUUGCCUGUUCUUACUAGGGGCUAGAGAUAGACAUUAAAUGCCAAGAUAUCCUCAGUGCUACUUCAAAUUACAGAGGAGUUAAUUGUUUCCUUCUUGGUCAUCAUUACGUAUAUCUUGUACAACAGCAAACCAAUAUCUGACACUUUCAGUUUGGUCUUCCAAGUUAAGAGCACAGAAUUCAUGCGUUACAAAAACUGCAUGUGUUGCUUGCAAAAUACAUUUUUUUAAUGUAAAUAAAACAUUAUUGCAGUCCUCCUUGCAGAAUGAUACUGUUAAGCUAUUGAGUGAAUAACAGUGCUCAUUAUGUAUAUCAGAUGUUUGUCAGAGUUAAGAUGCUACUAAGAUUGCAAGUAGUGAGGCUGUUUCAGGCAACUUGACUUGUGACAGAUUUGCUGUGACACAGUCCAAGACAGAAAUAGCAGUCAAUGACCAAUUUUAAUGAGAUGUGAGUGAGAAACUCUGGGGUGUGCACUCCGUUUGGGCUAUUAGUCUCCUAAAGUAUUCAAAUGUGUGCUGCUCAUCCAGAAGUUACUGAUUCGAAUUGCAUCAUUUUCCAUUUAUUAACCAAGUUAGUACAAGGGAAGAGUGUACAGUGCACACUGGGGGCAGCAUAUAUGGAUGACCAGUUUUCCACAAGUCGUAGUCAACUCUAAUUUAAAACAGUAGUCGACCAACAGCUUCACAGUGUGAAUUGCAAAGGAUACAAAAGGCUCCCACCUACUUUUGUACCAUUCUAUCGCUAUUUGUAAACUUCUGAUGUUCAAAAGAAGGGGAAGGAGGAAAUGCAAACAAAGUGGGGGGGAGAGAAAACUGGGUAGGGGAGGGGUGGGUAGGGUGGGGGGAGUGGGAGGAAACCAAAUCCUUUGGUGAUUGUGUGUGACCUAAUUUGUGAUGGGCUGGAAUUGUUGUGUGAAAUGUCACGAGUUGAAAAGUUCUAUCUGCUGCAUCGUUUACCUGGCUCCAGUUUCAUGUACUGUCACACAGUGUAAUUUAUAAUCCUAAUAAAAACUGGCUGUUCCUAGGGCUGCAGCAAACUUGCUCCUCA